AUGGCAAAGCGAUGUCUUUUGGAUUUGCUGUUAGGUUGUGCUUCGGAGUCAGAGCUGCAGGCUGCACAUCACGUGUUUGAACAUGAAAGAAAAACCAAGUUUGAAGGAGCUUGCACUGGCCUCCCUUACAACUUUCCUUUAUGUCGUGGAUGGAAUAAUUUGUCUUUGAAUGUAGCCGUAGUAGCUCAGGUGGGGUCGGGUCAUAUUGAGUCUGCGAAGCUUGUUCCUGAUGUGGCAAAACAUUUUGCUGUUGGUUUGGUUACAAUGCCGUGCAUUUGUGCGGGAGAAGAAGACAAAUACAGAGGAAAAGAAUAUGGGACAGUUGUGUUUGACAGCAGAACAACAACAGAAUGUGGAGGGUUAGGGAAGGAAGACCAAAUGGUUCAAUUUCAUGCUUGUUACAAGGAAUUAGACGAAUGUCUUUCUUCAGCAGCACUGAAUACGCUUUUUAGUCACAAGUGGUCAUCAUGUCUUCUUGCUGUAGCAUAUCGUACCAGUCCACGAUAUGUGAAGGAGCUGCUGUUAGAAUGUAUUUUAGAGAAAGAAGGCAUCACUAAGAGAAAACUUCUUACAGCUGUGGAAUCCAAACUUUUGGGUUUGACCAAACGUGACAGUGAUGAGGUGCUAGAGAAGAUGUGGAGAGAGCAUAAGCUAUUGGUAUAUGCAGGAGGCAAGCGAUGGGAAUACAAGGCAACUGAAGGAGAGUUGUUUGGAUCAGUCUUCAUCGACGCUGAGAGACUUGACAUAGCAAAAGUGAAUCAACGAAUGGCAGAUAAUGAUGUCAACGUUAUUGAUAAAGUUGCCCAUUCAUUCAUGGAACAAGCGACUCACAGUUUCAGUCUUAGAUUGCCUGUUGUGAUGACGGUAAUAUCUGGCUACCACACAGAAAGCUGCAAGCCAGUGUAUUUUGAAGCUUAUGCUGCUGCCACUCCACCUGCAUUUCUGAAAAAAGUUAUCACUAAAAAGAAGUCUGUGAUCAAGGUUGCAGUUGUUAGGCUAGUGAAGGCUCAGCUGUUUGAUUUGUCUGACAUGGUGGUUGACAAGUGGCAUGAUUUGGCUGGUCAUCUCAGCAUGAGCAGAUGUGAUCUUGAGAUGAUAGAACCGGAGGUUCAUACAAAGAAGGAACGAGCACGUAAGAUGCUAUACACACAGCGGUUGAUGCUAGGAGACAAUGCAACUAUAGAGAAAGUAAACGCUGAGCUAAAACAGAUUGAUCAUGAGCAGAAGAAGAAGAAAGUCAUUGCGAGUAUAGUGUUGUUGCUCAAUGAGGUAAUUGAAGAGAAGCAAUUUUGUGGUCGCAAGAAAGAGUUGACAAUUUUAUCCAACACACUGUGGGGAGAAAAAGCUCCACAGAUGUUUACGUCCUGUGUUGUGGUGAUCAAAAGAAUGAGCGGACGGGGGAAAUCACUUUUGGCAAACGCACUUAUGCACAAUCUCACAAGUUUCUCUUUAAGUUCACCUUCUGUUUUACGUUCUCCAAUUCGAUUUGUCUAUCGAAAGAGUCUAAAGAUUAAAUUACAAGACUGCAAAGCACCGCCACUUACAAAAAUUUCCGAGUGUUCUAAGAUGUUGUUGCUACAUGAUGUGCUUAUGGAAGCUAAUGUGACUCAACUUGCUGAUUUGAAAUGGUUGAGUGACAGGGAUAUUGAUGAGUUGAAUAUCAGUGAACGUGACGAAGAUGUAAAAAAUAGGAGAAAUUUUAUGAUGUCUUUUAGUCAUGCUCAUCUGCUAUUUCAUGUGGACCUUGAGUUGGUGGCAAGAGACAAUCCUAAAGCGUCAUCUCUUCUUGAAUAUGUAUCGUUUCUGUACAUUCCAGACAAGCUAGUUCUUCUUCGUGUGUUUAGUGAAUCUGCCAAGUAUGAAUACAGUUUGUGUGUCUCAACUUUGUCUUCACACAAUUUAGUUGAAUGGCACGAGACAGCAGAAGGUUACACUUUGAAUAUAUAUCCAUUGGGGCGGUCCACAAUGAUGAAACGUUUCAAGCAGCAGCAAGAUGAGCUAGUACGUAAACUAACUGAUAUUUGGAAAUCUAUGUUGUCUCAUCUGCCAGGCAAGCAAAUGGACUUAAUUUGUCUUUUAACUGAUGUACGAUUUCAACUUGCUUCUCGACCGUAUUCAUUGGCUAAGCAUGCUUUGCUAGCAGGUGUAGAAACAUCAACUUGGUUGGAGCUGGCUAUGAAUACAUGUAAUGCUUCUCUGCAGUUCCAGCCACUAGACUUAUGUCGAGAUUUGUGUGAAAUGUACCAUAAAGUGACACAUUUGCUCAGUUUUUCAUGUGUAUUUUUACGCUUUUCGCUUAUAAAAGCAACGGCUUUCUCUAGUAUGACAUAUUUUACCGGGAUGAUAAAGGCAUUAAGUUGGAAUCUGGAAGUCAAGAAGAUGAUUGAUAAGUUAAAACCAGAUGAGAAGAACAAAACAUAUAGACGUCAUAAACAUGGGAAGAUAAGACAGCUGAUAAUGUAUUUAAAGAAAGUGAGUGCAUCUGUAUUGUUCAAAAUUGCCGGAUCGUUACGAUACGGCAAAGAUGGUGUGCUGUUGAGGCAAAGGCCAAGACGAAUGUUGCAUCCAACAAGAUACUGUAACACGGAAGUUGGAAAUAGGUUGAUAUCAAGUGGUAUUUGGCAGACUCUUUGCGAAACCGUUAUUUUCGAUACUCCAGAAGCAGUCGCCUUUCUUUGUUCUGUGCAGAAACCUUUUUCUCUUGACUGGUUUGACAUGAUGUCGCAAUUUUGUGUCUGUUUACAUGACAGUGAAAGUCACCACCAGUCGAGAUACCCCCACCAUCGCCACGUGUUGCAUAUUCUUUGCUCGUGGGAGUUCCAUCGUGGCACGGCAAAGUAUCUAUUCUGUCAUAAUUCGAGUGACGUGGUCUCAUGGAUGAAAGAUGCGAGAGUGCAUUUGAUGGACACUAUAAGUGCUCGAACUGAUCCUCAUCAACAAACGAAACUAACAGAUUUCUGUUGCAGUUUUAAUUUAGGAGACGUCCGGAUAAAUUAUAUCCUUUAUCUGCUUUUCAGUUUCGACAUUGCCUAUGAGUCUUCAAUAUGGUUUAUUCACGAGGUGGAACGGAUUCUGUACUUCUCUAUACAGGCUUGCAAGGAUAUGUUACAUUUUGCGAAGGUUGACUGGAAUGAGAACGAACUGGAACCGUGCAAAUCAAUUCGGUGGCUUUUGUCACCACGUGAAAUUUACAGUUUGAGUUAUAAAUGGGUACAUUUGAAGGAUUCUUUGGAAUUGUGGAAGUGUAACUCUGUAAUAAGCACUGCUGGAAACAUGGAGCUUCUUGGAAAGGAUCUUCAUGUGUGUGACCACGGUGGACAAGAAAACUUGUUUUCAAGCUUCGCUCCAUUUGUGGCUUCCAAUUCUGUCUAUCUCAUGGUAUAUGAUGUGUCAAUACCACUGGAAGCUGAAGCUCAGUCAUCAGUUCGACUCAAUGUUGAAGGUGAUUAUCAGCACUUGCAAGUGAAGCUUCAUCACAUGAAAUACAACAAGGACUGGAUCAAGCAUCACUUGUCUGCCAUCAGUGUCAGUUCUGUGUCCAAACAUCAUCAAUUAGCAGAUGAGAGUAGGAGUGAAUCUGAAGAGAAACUUACAAAUGUCAGCAACACAGAGUCCACUGGAAAUGCUGUAGUAAAGAGUAGUACUCAAGGCAUUGGCUCAGUAUUUGAUUGUGUGUCUCCACCUGCUAUCUUUGCAGCCACUCAUGCUGAUAAAAUUGUUGGUAAAGAAGAAGAAGUGAUGAGAAAACAAGAUGCAGUUCUCAACAGAAUGUUACGUGACAAGCCAUACACAGGUCAUGUUUACCGUCGGCCACCAGAAAGCCAGUCAUCAUUGUUUAAGUCAGAGUUGUGUUUCUGUAUCGACAAUACAAAGUCACAUUCACCAUCACGGCUAUCCAGAAUAUUCCGAAGGAAAGAAGACCCUGAAUUAGUUGCACUACGAAAGUUGAUAAUAUCUAAGGUAGAGCAACAUUGUACACAAGAACUGAUUCCAGUCAACUGGUUACUGAUUGAAGAUAAGGUGUAUGAAAUAAGAGACAAGUCACAUGACAAGAUCAUUCCGUUUUUAAAGUUGUUACAAGUAGGUGUAGAGCAAUGUUUAAUGAAGUCGACCAUUGAAGUGUCUGAUGCUCUCUCUCAUUUGCAUAACUUCUCUAUUGUGGUCUACUUUUCAUCAUCUCCAAUCCUUCAACAUUGUGUAUUCAUUGAUGCUCAGUGGGUGUUCACCUCUCUCUCUCGUCUCUGUCCUUUUCAUUCUAAGGGUUUGCCUGCUAAUCUUCAAAAGGACUUCGAUAUGCUUACCAAGAAAGGCAUCAUGUCGCAAGAGCUUGCCAAUUAUUUCUUCCGCGAUCUGAAAGAUGAAGAUCGCAGCAAAAUGCUAGAAGCAGCACAACUGCUCGAUAUUGUGUCAAAACAUCAAACGUCUGAGCAGGAUAUUGAGUACUUUGUCCCCAGUGCUCUGCGGGAAGAAUAUGAAGUUAAAAUUGAGGUGAAAAGCAGUAGUAAUGAUAUCCCAAAGGUAACGUCUUCGUUGGGAUGCCGUUCCUUCGUGUUGAACGACACGAAAACUAACAUCCUGUAUAUGUUGAAAUCUGCGUUUCUUUCGUUACGCUGCUGCACAAUAUCUGAUUCUCUUGUACGUUCUGUCGACGUGAUUUGUAGGAUUUUGAAGAAACUAGGCAACGAAGACGUUGCGCAAUUUCUGUCUUAUUCAAGGCCAAUUGGGACUUGUAGUUUCGUCUUGAUCAACCAGAAACAACGGUCUGUUUCUCUUUCGUUAGCGAGGCCGAAGUUUGCGAAGCCGGGCGUCAUUUUCGAGGAAGGCGUGAGUUGCAAUGUGAAACGAGAGAUGAUUGCAGCUGUUUCGAAAGUUGAAGGUGCCUCUACCGGUAGUGGAUCUUGUCGACUUGAAGUGACCGAGAGCAGAUUGCAAGACCGUGUGCAGUCUGUAUCUAAUCGUAGAGUAACCCUUGAUUGUUCUAAACAUUUACCUUCUCAUUGGAAUGACAACUUGUUAGACUUCUUUGACUAUCCCGCUUUUCAAGAGCCAGAAGUAACAGGUUUACAACGAACAAGUUUAAAACGAACAGGUUUACAAGUGCUCGCACAAUCAGGUUUGCAACAAACAGAUAUACAACUGCCAGCAGGAAACACGGAUUUAGGACAAACAAGAGAAACAGGUUUAUCUAUUACUGGCACUACCGAUUCAGGUUUGUCAUUCGGUAAACCACGUGGUGCUCGACGCCUUAUAUUUGAACGUUCUUAA
Messenger RNA from Corticium candelabrum, 5265 nucleotides. RefSeq lists its product as uncharacterized. The record is from RefSeq and is a predicted model, not a curated record. Gene Ontology annotation, molecular function: protein binding. The transcript is spliced from 10 exons. Lineage: Eukaryota; Metazoa; Porifera; Homoscleromorpha; Homosclerophorida; Plakinidae. Gene Ontology annotation, biological process: signal transduction. The coding region runs from base 1 to 5265 and encodes 1754 amino acids.